Messenger RNA from Saccostrea cuccullata (small rock oyster), 1072 nucleotides. Its product is annotated as ubiquitin-like-conjugating enzyme ATG3. NCBI's taxonomy places the organism in Eukaryota, Metazoa, Mollusca, Bivalvia, Ostreida, Ostreidae. Gene Ontology annotation, cellular component: cytosol; phagophore assembly site. Gene Ontology annotation, biological process: autophagosome assembly; nucleophagy; autophagy of mitochondrion. The transcript is spliced from 10 exons. Bases 73 to 1041 code for a protein of 322 amino acids. The record is from RefSeq and is a predicted model, not a curated record. Gene Ontology annotation, molecular function: Atg8-family ligase activity.
AGAAGUAUGAAAAUGUAGUUUGUUUCCGGUUGAGUAGGAGGUUCCGUCAACACCGUGCAGAACUAUCAAAAAAUGCAGAAUGUGAUUAAUGCAGUGAAAGGAACAGCUCUUAAUGUUGCCGAGAAGUUUACACCUGUGUUAAAGGAGUCAAAAUUCAAAGAAACAGGAGUGAUCACACCUGAGGAGUUUGUGGCAGCAGGGGACCACUUGGUGCACCACUGUCCAACAUGGCAAUGGUCGACCGGUGACGAAUCUAAAGUUAAACCCUACCUCCCCAAGGACAAACAAUUCCUCAUCACUAGAAAUGUGCCAUGUUAUAAAAGAGUAAAACAAGUAGACAGUCACAAAGAAGAACAGGAGAAAGUCAUAGAGGCUGACGAUGAAGAUGGCGGAUGGGUGGAUACGCAUCAUUACCCAGAUCCAGGGGCAACAUCUCUCCAGGAGGCUGUACAGGAAAUGACCUUGGACAGCAAGGACAAAACGGGGUCGUUAUCAGCCGAGGAAGGGAAGAAAGCUGCUGAUGAUGAUGACGACGAUGAAGAUGAUGAUGAAGAAGCCAUGGACAUGGAGGCAUUCGAACAAAGUGGGAUGUUAGAGGAAGAAGACAAUGCCGCCUUGGACCCCACCACCAUGGUGAGACGACAGGAUUCGGAGAGUGGUGGUAUAGAGAGUGGAAUAUUACAGACGAGGACGUACGACCUUAACAUCACGUACGACAAGUAUUACCAGACUCCAAGACUCUGGCUGUUUGGAUAUGAUGAGAAUCGCAAACCUCUUACUGUGGAACAAAUGUAUGAAGACUUCAGUCAAGAUCACGCAAAGAAAACAGUUACCAUGGAAGCCCAUCCACAUUUACCAGGACCCCCAAUGGCUUCAGUUCAUCCUUGCAGACAUGCCGAUGUGAUGAAGAAGAUUAUCCAGAUGGUGGCAGAGGGAGGGGGAGACCUCGGGGUCCAUGUAUACCUUAUGAUUUUUCUAAAAUUUGUGCAAGCAGUGAUUCCAACAAUAGAGUACGACUUUACUAGGGACUUUACCAUGUGACCAGCAUUUACCACAUGUCAUGUGAUCAGCU